AUGGCGGUCACCGCCGGUAAACUACUCUUCCUCCUCGUGACGGCAAUUUUGGCUUCUUACGCCGCCGUUUCCCACCCUUUUCCUCCGCCUUCUCAGCCGCUUUUGAUUCCUCACACAAUCACAUACCCGCCGUCCCUCUUCGCCACCAUCUUCUCCACCCUCGGUUUCCAAGAAUUGUCCAUAGCCGCCGUCAACGCGAACUUCUCCUUUCCGACUCCGACCACCAUUUUCGCUCCGACGGAUUCUUCCCUCCUUACUUGCCCUGCCUGUUCCCUUCCUCUCUUGAUUCAAGAACAUUCCAUUCCGGGCCUUUACAAUCUCCAUUUCCUCCGCAAUUUGGCCUUCGGGACCAAGAUUGAAACCCUAGCCCCCAAUCGGUGCCUCACCAUUACUGCUUCUCCGACGAAACCUUACGAGCCCAUCGCGAAACGCAAGGUGUUUGUCAAUGGCGUCGAAAUCACUAAGCCAGACCUUUUCAACAAUGGCCUCUUCAUCAUCCAUGGGGUCCACGGCUUUAUGUCUCAUCUCUCGCCCACUUCCUGCGCCGUCGAGAAGAUGACUACUCUCGCCUUUCCGAACCAGCCCCCGGACACGGCGGAGUUCUUGAUUAUGCGGUUCUUGCUGAAAGAGGCCAUGAUGCUUCUUCGGGUCAACGGGUUCGGUCUUUUGGCUCUGGCUAUGCGGGUCAAGUACCCGGAGCUGUCUCAACUCAAGUCCAUGACGAUUUUCGCCUUAGACGAUGCAUCCAUCUUCGCCGGAGGUGGUGGGCACGCUUACGUCACUGAUUUGAUGUUUCACAUUGUGCCCGGGAAGCUCUUGAAGGGGUCCGAUCUGAAGAAUCUGCCGGUGGGUUUCGAGAUUCCGACGAUGGAGCACGGGCAGAAACUGGUGGUGACCACCGCGGGCGGAGCCGGGUUCUUGGCUCCGAUGAAGAUCAAUUACGUCAAGAUUAAGAGCUUUGAUAUUGUGACUAACAAGAGGAUCGUUGUUCAUGCCCUGUCAACUCCAUUUUCCCACGUUCACCGUCCGGCGGUUAACGACGAUAGUUGCAACCAGAACCACGCCGGCGGCGUCUGUGAGAACAGUUCUGGUACAGCCCAGAUGACAGGACGCGAAGGUGAAUAA
This is a messenger RNA of Oldenlandia corymbosa var. corymbosa, 1125 nucleotides long. The record is from the annotation of a GenBank genome assembly. Lineage: Eukaryota; Viridiplantae; Streptophyta; Magnoliopsida; Gentianales; Rubiaceae.